Messenger RNA from Soboliphyme baturini, 456 nucleotides. The record is from the annotation of a GenBank genome assembly. NCBI's taxonomy places the organism in Eukaryota, Metazoa, Nematoda, Enoplea, Dioctophymatida, Soboliphymatidae.
AUGGGGAGGAUGAGAAGGCGAAUCACGAUGAUUGGCAGUCGCGUCGUCGAAUCGUUGCAGUUUGACAUGAGUGUAAAGAUCUGGUUCCAAAACCGCCGUUCUAAGUACAAAAAAAUGAUAAAAACCCAGCAGCACCCAAUUGGCAAGCAGCAACAGUCUUCCGACAAGUCGAUACAGCCAAUGUCAGAAAACUUGGAUUCGCAGAACAACCCUUUGCUCAUUCAACAAACCGAAUCUCCAGCGCCAAAUAACCCAAUGGACGGCAGCGGCGUGCCUGGUUCUGUUAACUAUAACGGUGGUACGACUAUGUCGCCAUCUUCAGCGCGACAUUCAAAUUCAGUCGAGCAGAAUCCGCUGGACGGUGGGUGUUCGAUGGCAGGACCAACUACACUCCCUCAGAGCGGUGGCGGUGGCGGUGGCCCAGUGAUGGCAUCAUUGUCUCGACUGACUACUGAU